Manduca sexta (tobacco hornworm) is the source of this 2168-nucleotide messenger RNA. RefSeq names its product zinc finger protein 564. Gene Ontology annotation, molecular function: DNA binding. NCBI's taxonomy places the organism in Eukaryota, Metazoa, Arthropoda, Insecta, Lepidoptera, Sphingidae. The record is from RefSeq and is a predicted model, not a curated record.
UUGACAGUUGUGACAUACCUAUUGUAAUUUUGAUAUCUGACAUUGACAAAUGACGAUGGAGCAGAUUAAGAGUGUUGAUGAGGAUCAGCUCUGUGCAACUUGUAUCUCCAGGCUACGAGAUGCAUGUAAUUUUAAAUGUAUGAUAAUCAAAUCCCAAAGAUUAUUAAUGCAGGAAGGUGCUUGUGAUGAGGAUACUUUAAAUAUUAAACUAGAGCAUGUGAAACCAGAAAGCAGCUUUCACAGUGACACUGAUGAUGAUACAGCAAAUGACACGGCAGAUGAUACUAAAGAUAUGCUAGAGAGGAACGUAGAAAUGGAAAAUUUUGAAGUUGAGCCUAAUGACUCUAAAUUAGACGAGUCUGAUGAAAGCGGACCGUCAAAACGAAGGUGGCCGAAAAGGUUGCCACGAAACGAGAGGAACAAGCGAUAUAUGCAAUACACUGAGGACGAACGUAAGAGCUUAGAGGCGGUGAGAAGCCAGAAAAUGUCAACGCGCGAAGCGGCGCAGUACUACAAAGUGCCGUGCAAGACGCUUGCUGCCAAGUUGAAACUAGAAACAGAUAGUGAGUACUUAUGCACUCUUAAUAUGCCGGAAGCAAACAAAAAGAAAAGAAUGUCAGUAGAUGUAAAGGAGACAAAAUGUGCUAUAAAUGGGGAACAGAAGGGACGGCGCAUGCGCACGCGUACGCCGCGGAAAACCAAACAACACAAAGACGAGAAGGCGGAGAGCGCCGCGCUGCAAGAGAUGAAGAAGCACAAAGAAAAUAUACAUACUAUAUUACUGUAUUCAAAUGCGUCCAUGGUAAAAGGGCAGUGGGGCGGCAAGUACGCAUGUUGCUUCUGCGACGAAAAAUUCCCGAAACCGGCCGAACUCAAACGUCACAACCUCGACGUACACGAAGAUGCACACACUAAAGCGAUACACGUGAAAUAUGUCUCCGAUCUGAUAAUCAAACUAGACAUCACAGCGCUGCGCUGCCUCGUCUGCGGCGGCAAGAUCGACUCACUAGAUCUCCUCAUGAACCAUCUCAAGGAACACAACAAAACAAUACACACAGAUAUCAAAAACCAUAUAAUUCCUUUCAAGUUUGAAAGUGAUGUGUUACAGUGCGUGGCGUGUACGAAACAGUAUCCGUUCUUCAAAACGUUGUCCGAACACAUGAACGAACAUUACAGAAACUACGAGUGCGUAAACUGCGGCCGAGGGUUCAUCAACAAGCAGUCGAUGCAGACGCACAGCUACCGACAUCAGAAGAACGUGGGCGUGUUCAAGUGCACGCACUGCCCGCGCGAGUUCGACACGCGGCACCGGCGCAGCGCACACGUGCGCAAGACGCACCUGCACGGCAGCAAGACGCGCAAGUGCCACGCCUGCGACGAGCGCUUCUCGUCCAGCGCGCAGGUGCAGAUGCACAUGGUGAAGGCGCACGGCGGCGCCCGGGAGUACAAGUGCGACGCGUGCGACAAGAGCUACCCAACGGGCGCGCUGAGCCUGCACAAGCGGCGCUACCACCUGAUGCUGCGCCCGCACAAGUGCGCGGAGUGCGAGAUGGCUUUUUCUAAGAUGGAGCUGCGCUCGCACAUGGUGACGCACACGCGCACCAAGGAGUUCCAGUGCGAGAUCUGCGACAAGCGCUUCGGCACCAAGUGCUGCCUCAACCAGCACAUGCGCGCGCACUUCGGCAUCAAGCACUACCGCUGCGACUGGUGCGACUUGAAGUUCGCCGCGCGCUCUAAGAUGAAGCUGCACAUGCUAAGGAAACAUAGAGAAGUGGUGUAAUCAACGCGGGCAGUCAUUUUCGGAUUACAGUUUCAAAUGUAGAUGGAUGAUGUAUCUGCAGACUACAGUGAAAUUCUUACAGAACAGACAGUUUAAGAUCGAUGAAAACACGGAACGUUUAAAAUCUUUGACGUUAUCAAUGGGGUUCCUCAAGUCAAAUGUCUUUAUGGUGUGUGUAAACAUGAUAGAGAUAGUAAAGUAGUUUCCAAUUAGUUUUAUCAAAUACUAGAAAGAGUCGAAUAUAUUAUUCUGGCUAUCUAACAAAAAUAGUUUCACCUUACCCAAAUCGUUCUCAUGAAGUACUUACAGCGUGUCGGCGAGCUUACCACUAAUUGAAAACCAUUAAUCUAAACAAAAUAGCGUCUCGACUGUUAGCCAAAGGAGUUUU